Molecule: messenger RNA, 1873 nt
Organism: Sorex araneus (European shrew)
Lineage: Eukaryota; Metazoa; Chordata; Mammalia; Eulipotyphla; Soricidae
Gene: PXDC1
Product: PX domain containing 1
Exons: 5
Coding region: 441-1136 (231 amino acids)
Molecular function (GO): phosphatidylinositol binding
Source: RefSeq, a predicted model, not a curated record
GGCGCGCCCUGUCCGCGCGCGGGGGUCGCUGUGCCCGAGCGGCGCGCGCUGCGCGGCGGUGGGUCGGGGUCCCGGGCGCGCGGUCCCCGUGUCCCCCGGCCGGGCCGGGCGGGGGCGGACACGGCCGCACGCCUGGGGCGGGGAGGCGCCUUAUAAAGGGCCGCGGCGCCCGCCCCGCGCACUCGCCCCGCGGCCCCGCCGGCCCCGCUCCGGACGGACGCACGGACGGACGCGCGGACGGACGCGCGGACGGGCCCGGGACGCCCCGCGCACCCCGCGCCCCCCGCGCCGGACAGCCCCGGCCGCGGACAGACUCUGGACGGACCCGGCUCGGGACAGGCCCGGGCGGACUCGGUUCCGGACACGCUUUGGGCCCCCCCGGGCGCUGCCGGCCCGGACGCGCCCCCGGCGCCCCCGGCGGGCGAUGCGCGCGCCCCGGCAUGGCCUCGGCCGUGUUUGAGGGCACGUCGCUCGCCAACAUGUUCGUGCGCGGCUGCUGGGUGAACGGCGUCCGCCGGCUGGUGGUGAGCCGGCGCGGGGACGAGGAGGAGUUCUUCGAGAUCCGCACCGAGUGGUCGGACCGCAGCGUCCUCUACCUGCACCGCAGCCUGGCCGACCUGCGCCGCCUGUGCCAGCGCCUCCGCGACGCCUUCCCCGACGGCCGGACCGAGCUGGCGCGCGCGCCGCUGCGCCAAGGGCUGCUGGCCAUCAGGGACGCCCAGGACAUGGAGUCGCGGCUGAACGAGGUGGAGAAGCUGCUGGCCACCAUCGUGGGCAUGCCGUGCAAGUACUCCAGGUCCGAGGUGGUGCUCACCUUCUUCGAGCGCUCCCCCCUGGACCAGGUGCUCCGGGACGACUCGGUGCGCAGGAUCCAGCCCAGCUUCCAGAGCCCCGUCAGGAUCUCAGAAAUCAUGCGGUCCAAUGGGUUUUGUCUGGCCAAUACGGAGACGAUCGUCAUUGACCACAGUUUACCCAACGGGAAGGACCAGCACCGCGGCGCGGAGCGGGCCGAGUGCUUGUUCGAGGGCGACGCCGGCUUCCCCCCGGAGCUGGAGGACGGCGAGGACCCCGCCGCCUACGUCACCAACCUGUCCUACUACCACCUGGUGCCCUUCGAGACGGACAUCCUGGACUGAGCGUCCCUGGGCCGCCCCCGCAGGGCCCCUCCGGCCACCGAGGGGCCUCGGCAGCUCCUCUGCCCCGCUCGGGCCAGGCGCGGACGGGCCAGCGUGUCGUGUGCGCCGCGCUCGGGCGCCCCGGGGCCGGGACCCGGGCUCUCGGUUCUGUCUUUCACGCUGUCUGGACACUGGGCCUGGGACCAGCCCGAGGAGAGCUCACGGGCGCAGCGAGGACGAGGAAGAGGCUGAGGCGGCCCCGAGGGGGCGGGACGCGCAGGCGUCCCCCUCGCAGGCCGCGGGGCCCGGGGCGGGGCAGGUGCCUGCUGAGGCCCGGGGCAGGUGCCCACUAGGGCCUGGGAUUGGGCAGGUGCCCGCUGGGGCCCGGGAUUGGGCAGGUGCCCGCUGGGGCCUGGGAUUGGGCCGGUGCCCGCUGGGGCCUGGGAUUGGGCCGGUGCCCGCUGGGGCCCGGGAUUGGGCAGGUGCCCGCUGGAGCCCGGGCCGGUGUCCACUAGGGCCCGGGAUUGGGCAGGUGCCUGCUGGAGCCCGUUGUUGGGCCGGUGCCCGCUGGGGCCCGGGUGCUGGGGCCCGGGGCGGGCCUCUGCCUGUGGCCGGCUCUCCUUGGGGCCACUGCUGGGCUGCCCUGCCCCCCGGCCCCGCCCGGCCCUCUCACGUGCGCGUGUGAGUGCUAGUAAGUUAUUGAGACCCCGACUCCUUACAGUCUGAGUCUGUGUUAACGGAAUAAACGCGUGACUCCA